CCAACCACAUCAAAACUAACACCAACUUAAGAAUAUACUGAAUUAGAAAUGGUGAAAUGGAAAGGAAAAGAUUUUCAUAGAGCGUAGAGAGAGAAAGGACAAGAGAGGCUGCAACAAAGCAAUCUCUCUUUCUUGGAUCUCUGAAAAAGAAAAAACACAACACAUUGCCAUUGAGAUUUUGUCAUCUUAACAAUCCAUCCAUUUCCUCUUACUCAUCAUCCUCAGCCUCAUCCUCCUCCUUGCUUCUUGGACCAGAUUAUCAUUAGUUUCUUCCCCUGAAUGCACACCAUGAGCCAACUUCGAGCAGUUUCAGCCCCAGAAUUAAUACCUUCUUCAAGCAGCAUUGCUCAACCAGGCCAAGAAAAUAUUGGUUUCGAAGGGGUUGCCACCAAUGUGAAGCUGUUGCUGAAAUUAAUUCAAGAUCAUAAUGUGGGGAACCCGAAAGAUAAUUUGGAGCGCAAACAUCAUAGGGUGGCUGGGAUGAUUUCAAUCAUAGAUGAAGUUAAGAACAGGAUUCAAAAGAUUCAAACGACUUCAAAGAGAAGAGCUGAACUCCGGCGGUGCAACACUGAUGUUAAGCCUAAUAUUCCGAGCCCAAGGGAGAAAAAAGGUCCUGAACUGAUAACAGAUGAGAAAGAAAGGCUAAGGAGAGAGCUUCAUGCAAGCUUGAUAGCGAGACAGAGCAUUCAAGCCAUAUGUUCAAGUUUGGGAAAAGAGAAGCAAAUAAUGGCAGCAGAACUUGCAAGGAAGGCUCAAGAAUUGUCAGAAUUGGAGGACUAUAUUAUUGAUCUGAAAGAUCAGAACCAUAUGUUGAUGGAGAAGUUGCGCUCUUGCAGCUUAGAACACAGGGAGAGGAGUAGUGAAAUGGAAAUGCAAGGCAACAUGGCGCUGCAAGAGAGAAACAAGGAACUCUCAGAGCAGCUCCUAAACGUAAAUGAUGGUUUUCAAUCUCUGAAGAAAAAAGUCAUAGAAACACAAGAGGAGAACACGCAGAUUCUUGCUACAAUGGAGGAAAUGGAGGGGGAAGUUCAAGCAGGCAUUAACAAGAUACAUGGCUUCAAGGGAAAAUUGGCAACAAAAGGUGAAGACGACCUCAAUAUCAAAGAGGACAUUUCAGCUUUAGAGCAUGUGCUCGAAUCUCUCAGCUUGAAAAUUUCAAAACAUAGGCAAAAGCAAACCUGGGAUCAUUAAUACAAAAGCUAAACGUGUACUAGGUGGAGGCGGAGAUAAGAGGUGAACUUGAGAUCAAUAUUCACUCUUCGCCUACCUCUUACUCAUUUUCAGUUCUAGUAAGCACGCUUAGAUCAUGAAAAGAAAAGGAGCCGUGAAUUAAAUAGUUUGCCUUUAA
Neltuma alba is the source of this 1348-nucleotide messenger RNA. Its product is annotated as intracellular protein transport protein USO1-like. Bases 280 to 1191 code for a protein of 303 amino acids. The record is from RefSeq and is a predicted model, not a curated record. The transcript is spliced from 2 exons. NCBI's taxonomy places the organism in Eukaryota, Viridiplantae, Streptophyta, Magnoliopsida, Fabales, Fabaceae.